Molecule: messenger RNA, 1428 nt
Organism: Thamnophis elegans (Western terrestrial garter snake)
Lineage: Eukaryota; Metazoa; Chordata; Lepidosauria; Squamata; Natricidae
Gene: PRPH
Product: peripherin
Exons: 9
Coding region: 1-1428 (475 amino acids)
Cellular component (GO): type III intermediate filament; axon; plasma membrane
Source: RefSeq, a predicted model, not a curated record
AUGAGCCAUUCCGGUAGCAGCAUCCGCGCCACCUCCUACCGCCGCACGUUCGGGCCCUCGCCCAUGCUGUCUCCCAUGCCCUACUCCUCGUCCCGCCUGGCCUCGGCUUCGUCCGCCACGCGGCUGCUGAGCGUGCCAUCCGCCGGAGCCUCCCUGCGCUCCUACCGCGGGAGCGGCGCCGGGGGCAGCGCCCUGUUCCUGCGCACCGGCGCACAGUCGAUGCUGGCCGGGCCGCCGCCGCAGCGCUACGCCUACAGCGCCGAGAAGCUGGACUUCUCGGUGGCCGAUGCCCUCAACCAGGAGUUCCUGGCCACCCGCAGCAACGAGAAGCAGGAGCUGCAAGAGCUCAACGACCGCUUCGCCAGCUUCAUCGAGAAGGUGCGCUACUUGGAGACGCAGAACGCCGCCUUGCUGACCGAGCUGGGCCAGUCCCGGGCUAAGGAGCCCACCCGCGCCUCCGACCUCUUCCAGGAUGAGCUGCGCGAGCUGCGCCGGCAAGUCGACUCGCUGGGCAAGGACCGAGACCGCCUGCAAGUCGACAGGGACAACCUAGCCGAGGACUUGGCCGCUCUCAAGCAGAGGCUGGAUGAGGAAAUGCACAAGCGAGAAGAUGCUGAAAACAACCUGGUUCUCUUUCGCAAGGAUGUGGACGAUGCCACCCUUUCACGCCUGGAACUGGAGCGCAAGAUCGAGUCCCUGAUGGAUGAAAUUGAAUUCCUCAAGAAACUACACGAGGAGGAGAUGAACGACAUGCAAGUGAGCAUACAUAGCCAGCAGCAGCAGCAGGUGGAGAUGGAGCAGGUUAAGCCGGAUCUGACCGCCGCCCUGAGAGAGAUCCGCACUCAGUAUGAAAGCAUCGCGGUCAAGAACCUGCAGGAGGCCGAGGAGUGGUACAAAUCCAAGUUUGCUGACCUGUCAGAUGCAGCCAAUCGGAAUCACGAGGCCCUUCGCCAGGCCAAACAGGAGAUGAACGAAUCUCGCCGUCAGAUCCAGAGCCUGACCUGUGAGGUGGAUGGACUCAAAGGAACAAACGAAGCCCUGCUCAGGCAGAUGCGAGAUCUUGAGGACCAAUAUGGGGCGGAGGUGGGCUCCUACCAAGAGACAGUGGGGCGGCUGGAGCAGGAGAUCCAGCACAUGAAGGAAGAGAUGGCUCGGCACCUCCGGGAGUACCAGGACCUGCUGAAUGUCAAGAUGGCUCUUGACAUUGAAAUUGCCACCUACCGCAAGCUGUUGGAAGGAGAGGAGAGUAGGAUUUCAGUGCCUGUCCAAUCCAUGGCAUCCUAUAGCAUCAGAACUGCAGUUUCAGAGCCGGAUCCAAGUGCAGAGAGCCACACCCGGAAGACGGUGCUGAUCAAAACCAUUGAAACCCAGGAUGGAGAGGUGGUGACCGAGUCAAGGAAGGAGCAGAGAGCUGAGAUAGAGAAGUGA